This is a messenger RNA of Aureobasidium melanogenum CBS 110374, 1527 nucleotides long. RefSeq lists its product as uncharacterized. Bases 1 to 1527 code for a protein of 508 amino acids. The record is from RefSeq and is a predicted model, not a curated record. Lineage: Eukaryota; Fungi; Ascomycota; Dothideomycetes; Dothideales; Saccotheciaceae. The transcript has a single exon.
AUGGUUCACUUUCCAAACGAGAUCUGGCUUGGAGGCGCCGACCAUCUCAAACUCCCGACUGAUGUGUGCACACGCAGAAACGAGACACUUAGUGAAGAUGAAAAGAUCAACCAGCAGGCCAUCAUCAGUCUAUGUCUUAUAGCCAAGCAACUUCGCGCCAUCUUCCAAUCACAGCUGUAUUGCAAUUUCGUCAAGCACGAAGAAUCUGCCGCUCAACACCAGCUACUGAAUUCAGACUCCGAGCGGCAGCACAAACACCAUCAACAAGACGAACGCAACUCUCGUGUUGCCUGCGAGCAAUCAAGACUUAAAAACUUUCUCUUUACCAUAAUCCACCGUCCUGAUCUUGCUGCCAUGGUCGAACAACUACGUAUCGGCUUGUUUGCGCCGGAAGACACUCACAAGAAGGUCUCUUUGAAUAAAUCAACUUCUCGCGCGUUUGUUGCUGCUCUCAGAUCUUUCGUGGGAUUUGAUAGUCUGCGCAAACAUUUCAGAAGGUCAUGGAAGAAAAGCCUAAAGAGUGGUGACGAGGGAGCAGAAGUCGCGCUUCUACUGACUCUGCUUCCAAACCUGCGUUCACUACGCUUUGACUCGGAAACAGGUGGCCUUGACUACUUUGUGAAAAUGCUCUUGAAGACCACCUUAGGUUCCAGUCUUAAGUCCUCGAUUCUCAAGUCUGCCAAACGGCUGUCGCACGAACGUUCAGUCGGACUGCAGUCAAGGCUAGACCAAUCGCCCCGGAUCCUCUGUUCUCUCAAGUGCCUUGAUGUGUGGUCGUUUGAUGGCUAUAUCAAGUCUUUGGCCAGUUGCGUGUGUCUUCUUUCGCAGCCGACCAUCACCUCAUUCCAUGGAAGAGGGCUGUGUGUGUACGGUUCACUGCUGUCCAUUCAACCGAAAAUUAGCUUCACUUCACUCCUCCAUCUAAAGCUGAUCCGUUGCAAGUUGGAUGGAGAAGGUCUCGAAAGUGUCUUGAAGAGGUGCACAAAGUUGCAAUCGCUGGACAUCAAUACCAAAUUCGCCUCUAAUCCCGACACUAUGUCACGCAUACCCAUCACUAACAAGCACUUGAAUCCUCUACAGAACAUAACAGAUACGCUUGAACGUCUGAAAAUAAUGCUGCACGACGACUACACAGGAGUAUCUCUCGAUCUGAGGUCUUUCAACAAGCUGCGUUAUCUUCAUGUGGACAUGGCUCUGUUGAAAACUACUGGUCAUGGGCCUUUUUUCAUGCACGAAUCACUGCCAGAAAGCAUUGAGAAAAUCACUAUCCGUAGAGCCUACGUAUGGAUGCAAGACGUCGACGAGCUCCUUGAUGCAAUGAUUUCAAAUCGUCGGUUUCCUACUCUCUCAAGCCUGGAAAUUUACACACUCGGCUGGUCUCAUGAGCAUGUGCAGGAUGAACUGGAUUUCAUACAGGAGCGAGCUUGUGCACUCCAGCUUCAUGUCCAGGUAGAGGAAGACCCUAGUAGAAGAUAUUCGUUCACCUGGGGACAUGACAAUCCUGACUCUGACUCUGAUCUGGACUGA